CAGAGAUGGAUCUGCACAUCUCCGCUGUUCUCGUGUUUCUUCUGGUCACUGCGGGCACAGAGACGGGCCGUGCUUGCAGUGACCCUGAGCACAAACACGGAUCCUCACAGCACUCUCACUUCUGUUACGAGUGCACGGGUUUGAACUACUGUGUGAACAAAAUGGCGAUUUGUCCCUCUGGAUUCUCCAAGUGCAUGACUUCAACAAUCGUAAUGGAAAAGGGUGGAACUAGUUUGAAAAUUAAGAAAAAAGAAUGUAUUGAUGAAUGUCAGAACGGUUCCUUUAACUACGGCAUAUUGAAGACGGCUUAUUCCUGCUGCGACACCGACUUCUGUAACGCCAGAGAUGCUCCAGAUCCCAGACUGAACACUCCCAAUGGACGGACGUGUUAUUACUGUGACGGACAGAGCUGCUCGAACACAGUGAGCUGUUCCGGCACUGAAGACGCUUGCAUUACAACCACAGUGACACUCGGAGGACAACAGAUGCUUGUAAAAGGCUGUAUCACUAAAUCUAUAUGUAGUCUCCUAAAAUGCUCCUUUAUUAAGGACCUCUCAUGUUGUGAGGGGAACCUGUGUAACGGCGAUAAGAGCGACACACAGGCCGUCACCCCGGGCUUCAUAUAUGACGGUCUCAACCAGAGCGUCACCCAGAGCCUCAUCCAGAGCUUCACGUAUCACAGCGCGAAGAGCACCACCCGGAGAAUCCCGUAUAACGGCGAGAAGAGCGUCACCCGGAGAAUCCCGUAUAGCGGCGAGAAGAGCGUCACCCGGAGCUCCAGCAUGCAUAAGGGUGCGAAGAGCGACACCCAGAGGAUGACGUAUAACGGUGCUAAGAGCGUCACACACAGCUUCCUGUUCUCUGCUCUCCUACUUCCUGCUGCACUGAUUCUACUAUGAGACAUACUGCUGGAAAAUUAAAAAUUAAAAAAGCAGGAAAAAUCUCAUCUGUUUUUUUUUUUAAUAAGUUUGUAAAACUUUGUUUAGUUAAAGAUCACAAAGGCAAAAAGAGAAAUAACUGGAUAUGAUGAUCAAUAAAAUAU
Megalobrama amblycephala (Wuchang bream) is the source of this 1042-nucleotide messenger RNA. RefSeq lists its product as uncharacterized. Lineage: Eukaryota; Metazoa; Chordata; Actinopteri; Cypriniformes; Xenocyprididae. The record is from RefSeq and is a predicted model, not a curated record. Bases 6 to 899 code for a protein of 297 amino acids. The transcript is spliced from 4 exons.